This is a messenger RNA of Batrachochytrium dendrobatidis JAM81, 6524 nucleotides long. RefSeq lists its product as uncharacterized. The coding region runs from base 1467 to 6524 and encodes 1685 amino acids. The transcript is spliced from 2 exons. The record is from RefSeq and is a predicted model, not a curated record. NCBI's taxonomy places the organism in Eukaryota, Fungi, Chytridiomycota, Chytridiomycetes, Rhizophydiales.
CUCUGCUGUAUCAAACCGUCUAGCAAUUUAAUAUCUUUGUAGUCGUUCAUAUCCCAUUAUCCGAUCAAAGUCCUGUAUUGUUUCUUGUUUGAUUCUGUACCUAUCACUCGUCUUUUGUUUAAUACUUGUAGUUUUUGAAAGACAUUCAUCCUAUCCUUUUCUCCCACUUCACACACUAUGCUUCUCCAAUCCGCAUUCAGCUUUAUUGCUGCCUUUAUUUUGACCACAUCCAGUGUUAGUGCCUUGCCUAAAGGUGCACCAAAAUGUGUCAUCAAUUCAGAUGUGAUUUCCAAAGCACACAAACAUCCCGAUGAUCCCACCCUUGGUUACGGACUUGAUGUCAAAGUUUCUGGUAGUUCAUUCGAAAUCACAGUUACCAGUAGCAAUGGACGCAAGGACUUCCAGGGCAUUCUCAUGUAUAUUGAAUCCGUUGACAAACCAAAGUUCCAUAUGGGCAAAUUCCAAGUGGACACCAAUAACUUUAGAUUCCAGCAACAGUCGAUUUGCGACGCUGCAGGUAUCCAAGGAAGUAACGAGGCCACAGUCACGCAUGCCAACCCAUCGAAAAAGCCACUUGGCUCGACCAAGUUUAUCUGGACGCCUAAUCCUGAAGACCUGCAAGUUUCAGGCGAGACAAAGAUCCACGUAGCAGUUGCAGACAAUGAUGGAGAUAGUCCGUCUACUUCACCUCCCCGUUUCAUGUCGUUCCAAGUUCCAAUCAACUUCAAGACUGGCGGCAAUCCAACAACCACUGUCACCGUCACCGUCGCGCCACCUGCUGGUGCCACUGUUGUUACCACUACUCGCCGCGUUAUUAAAUGCAUGCCCAAAUCUCAUCGCAUGCCGCCAGUGCCGGCUCAAACUCCAAAGCCUAUUGCUACUCCCACUCCACCUGCUGCACCCCCAGCUUAUCCAGCACCCCCCGCUCCACCUGCACCUCCAGCUGAACCUCCAGCAGCACCCCCAGCUUAUCCAGCACCCCCCGCACCUCCAGCUUAUCCAGCAGCCCCCGCACCUCCCGCAGCAGGUGGUUACUAACUCAUCUUCAUUACCAGAAAAUUUCAUUGAUGUACAAUUAAACCAUUACUUACAGCCAUAUUCACAUAAAAUGAGGCACUCUUCUGCUUCUAUCUUGCAGUGACUGCCUCCUUUUCUUUCGAAUAAAAAAUGGUUAAAUAUUCAUUAUGACUUAUUACCAGAAAUGGUUGUACAUAUCAUGUACACUGAACAAAAACUGAGGGUGUUGAGCGGUACAAUCGAGCCAUGGGUUUGAUCUGAAACCGUCCCUUUUUUUGGCAUAGCCAUACAUUAUACGAUUAUCAAGCUUUGAAUCGGACUCAUCCCUGAUGUUGUCAGUUGAAUCCCUUUUGUAUCCCAUACGUUGUGUUUUGGUUUGAGAAAGGAUUACACAAGUACGAGGUUUACUCGUACAGAUAGGUAGACACUUGCCUAGUUUUUGUACAGAAAUGAUCGUGGAACAGAGCACUAGUAAAUCAAAGAAUCCAGGACACUUCGCAGUAACUACCCCUACACCCGAGGAUGACUCUAAACCACCAUACAAGACUGAGUCACAAAUAGAUCCGUACCUGAGACGAGCAGAUGAAUUUUACAAUUCGCUUAUUGCUGCUAAAGCACUUAGAGGACAAUCUGCCAAUGUGGCUGGUGAUUUGGGUCAGUCAACUUUGAGCUCUGGUGAUUUGAAAAGUUCUUUUAAACACUCUGUUGAAAGCAAGCAUAAAAAGCAUCUCUCCAAAACCAUCGAAACAGGCCAUACAUCCGGAACUCGUACCGACUCCAGUACUGGACCAACUGAUUCGGAGGAUGAGAAUCGUAAGCGCUUAUUCCAAGAUAGACUGAUUAAAAUCAAGGGUAUGCUGCGCGACCUUGAUAUUUCUACUUCAGAGGACUCUGGGAGCGAACAUUCACAAGCUGUAAGCGAGGAAACAAUAGCCCAAUUUCUAUAUCUCUAUCUGGGUCAAAGAGAAAUACCCCAUGAUAAAAGAAGAGAAAUGGUGAGAUUGAUUUUGGAAUCAGAGGUUAGGUAUAUCAUGGAUUCUAUCGACAGGCUAAACGGAAAAUUGGCGGCAAGUCAAAUUGUUAAUGAAUGUCGCAGUGAUGGCUCAAAGAAAAGUGGGUGCUGUCUUGGAAAGAUUUGUAAAUCGACCGGUUCCUUUUUCGAUAAACUUAAACUGGGACGCUGGACUAGGAAAUUCGAACCUCACAAAAACGAUCAACCACAAGCUGUGGGAAGGUAUACUCCAAUCGAGGAUGGCAAACCCCAAGCCGAGGGAAGCAAGAGAGUUCAGGCUCAAGAAACGCAAGAACCCCAAAGUGAGGAAACGCAGAGCCCCAAGAAAGAAAAGAAAUUCAGAUUCUGGAAAAUCUCAUCCAAAUCUGGUGGUAACAAUCAACCUCAAACCGAGGAAACGCAAGAAUCCCAGGUCGAGAGUCUUCAAACUGAACAAGCACAAAAGCUUCAGGCUCAAGAAACGCAAGAACCUCAAAGCGAGGAAACGCAGAGCCCCAAGAAAGAAAAGAAAUUCAGAUUCUGGAAAAUCUCAUCCAAAUCUGGUGGUAACAAUCAACCUCAAACCGAAGAAACGCAAGAAUUCCAAGCCGAAGUGACGCAAGAACCCGAAGUUGAGGAAACUCGGAAAUCCAAAAAAGAAAAAAAAUCUGGAUUCUGGGAAAGUACGCUCGCGUUUUUUGGAUUCAAACCCCAAGCUCAGAAAACGCAAGAACUUCAAGCUGAAGCAACACAAGAACCUGAAAUUGAGGAGAUUCAAAGCCAUCAAGUUGGAGAUGACGAAUCCCAAGCUGGAGAUGACGAGUCAAUAAAAGGCAACGGGUGUUGUUUUGGAAGGUUUUGUAGAUCGGUCGGUUCCCUUUUGGAUAAAUGCAAACCAAAACGCCGGAUUCGGAAACACAAAGAAAUCCUAUCCUUGAAACCCUCAUUCCAAACUGAAGAAGCCAAUCAACCUCAAGCCGAGGAAACGCAACCAUCCCAAGCUCAAGAUAGUGAAAUUCAGACUGACGAGAAACUUGAAGCCAAAGUGAUGCAAGCAUUCCAAACCGAUGAUGAGAAAUCACUGACAUCCCAAACUGAUGAUGAGCAAACGUCAAUCGAUGAUGAGGAAGUUCAAGUCGAGGCAAUGCAAGAACCUCAAGUUCAGGUUCAGGAAACACAGGCACCACAAAUUGAGGAAAUGCAAGAAUCUCAAAUUGGAGAUGACGAAACACUGACAUCUCAAAUUGGAGAUGAGCAAGUGCCAAUCGAUGAUGAGGAAGUUCAAGUCGAGGCAAUCCAAGAACCCCAAGUUCCAGUCCAGGAAACACAGGCACCACAAAUUGAGGAAAUGCAAGAAUCUCAAAUUGGAGAUGACGAAACACUGACAUCUCAAAUUGGAGAUGAGCAAACGUCAACCGAUGACGAGGAAGUUCAAGUCGAGGAAAUGCAAGAACCCCAAGUUCCAGUUCAGGAAACACAGGCACCACAAAUUGAGGAAAUGCAAGAAUCUCAAAUUGGAGAUGACGAAUCACUGACAUCUCAAAUUGGAGAUGAGCAAGUGCCAAUCGAUGAUGAGGAAGUUCAAGUCGAGGCAAUCCAAGAACCCCAAGUUCCAGUUCAGGAAACACAGGCACCACAAAUUGAGGAAAUGCAAGAAUCUCAAGUCGGAGAUGACGAAACACUGACAUCUCAAAUUGGAGAUGAGGAAACGUCAACCGAUGACGAGGAAGUUGGAGUCGAGGAAAUGCAAGGAUCUCAAAUUGGAGAUGAAAGCCUUCAAGUUGAUGAUGAGGAAUUUCAAGCUCAGAAAGCACGGAUUCUGGAAAUGCAGAAAUAUAGGGAACAAAGGAAGUUCCAACUCGAGAAAAACAUGCCCAGAUUUACUGAACAAAUGCAACCUCAAGUCCAGGAAACGCAGCAACUCCAAGCCGAGAUGACACAAGAAUCUCAACCCGACGCAAUUCAAGAGCUUCAGGCUCAGGAAAUUCAAACCAAAACCCAAACGCAAGAACUUCAAGCUGAAGCAACACAAGAACCCGAAGUUCAGGAAAUUCAAAGCCAUCAAGUUGGAGAUGACGAGUCAACAAAAGGCAAUGGGUGUUGUUUAGAUAAGUUUUGUAAGUCGAUCAAUUCCCUUUUGGAUAAAUGCAAACCAAAACAUCAGAUUCAGAAACACAAAGAAAUCCCAUCCUGGAGACCCUUAUUCCAAACUGAAGAAGCCAAUCAACCUCAAGCCGAGGAAACGCAACCAUCCCAAGCUCAAGAUAGUGAAAUUCAACCAUCCCAGACUCAAGAUGAGGAAACCAAGGUUGAAGAGACGCAAGAGCCCCAAAUUCAGGAAAUUCAACCAUCUCAAACCGAGGACGAGGAAAUUCAGCCAUCUCAAACUGAGGAACUUCAAACCGAAGAAACCCAAAAACCUAAAAAAGGAAGAAAGUUCCGACUUGAGAAAAACAUAGUCAAAUUUAUUAAGAAAAUGCAACCUCAAGUCCAGGAAACACAGGCACCGCAAAUUGAGGAAAUGCAAGAAUCCCAAGUCGGAGAUGACGAAACACUGACAUCUCAAAUUGGUGAUGAGCAAACGUCAACCGAUGAUGAGAAACCCAAGGUCGAAAAGACUCAACCCGAGGUAAUUCAAGAACUUCAGGCUCAGGAAAUCCAAACCCAGACCCAAACGCAAGAACAUCACGCUGAAGCAACACAAGAACCUGAAAUUGAGGAGAUUCAAAGCCAUCAAGUUGGAGAUGACGAAUCCCAAGCUGGAGAUGACGAGUCAAUAAAAGGCAACGGGUGUUGUUUUGGAAGGUUUUGUAAAUCGGUCGGUUCCCUUUUGGAUAAAUGCAAACCAAAACGCCGGAUUCGGAAACACAAAGAAAUCCCAUCCUUGAAACCCUCAUUCCAAACUGAAGAAGCCAAUCAACCUCAAGCCGAGGAAACGCAACCAUCCCAGACUCAAGAUGAGGAAACCAAGGUUGAAGAGACGCAAGAGCCCCAAGUUCAGGAAAUGCAAGAAUCUCAAGUUGAUGAUGAAGACCUCCAAGCUGAUGAUGAGGAAACCCAGGAAUUACAGACCGAGGAAACCCAAAACCCCAGGAAAGAAGAAAAGUCUCAAUUUGACAAAAUUAUGCUUAGACACUUUGGGAAAAUGCAACCUCAAGUCCAGGAAAUGCAACCUCCUCAGAUCCAGGAAAUGCAACAGUUCCAAGCCGAGAUGACACGAAAAUCUCAACCCGAGGUAAUUCAAAAACUUCAGGCUCAGGAAAUCCAAACCCAGACCCAAACGCAAGAACUUCAAGCUGAAGCAACACAAGAACCUGAAAUUGAGGAGAUUCAAAGCCAUCAAGUUGGAGAUGACGAAUCCCAAGCUGGAGAUGACGAGUCAAUAAAAGGCAACGGGUGUUGUUUUGGAAGGUUUUGUAAAUCGGUCGGUUCCCUUUUGGAUAAAUGCAAACCAAAACGCCGGAUUCGGAAACACAAAGAAAUCCCAUCCUUGAAACCCUCAUUCCAAACUGAAGAAGCCAAUCAACCUCAAGCCGAGGAAACGCAAGCAUCCCAAGCUCAAGAUAGUGAAAUUCAGACUGACGAGAAACUUGAAGCCAAAGUGAUGCAAGCAUUCCAAACCGAUGAUGAGAAAUCACUGACAUCCCAAACUGAUGAUGAGCAAACGUCAAUCGAUGAUGAGGAAGUUCAAGUCGAGGCAAUGCAAGAACCUCAAGUUCAAGUCGAGGCAAUGCAAGGAUCUCAAAUUGGAGAUGAGGAAAUGCGGGCAUCCCAAGCCAAAGUGAUUGAAGAAUUACAAGCUAAACUGAUGCAAGAGUCUCAAAUUGAGAGUAAGGAAAUUCAGCCAUCUCAAACUGAGGAACUUCAAACCGAAGAAACCCAAAAACCUAAAAAAGGAAAAAAAUUCCGAUUCAAAAAAUUGCUGAACUUUUUUGGAAAAAAGAAGCCUCAAGCCGAGGAAACACAAGAAUCUCAAGUCCAGGAAACACAGGCACCGCAAAUUGAGGAAAUGCAGGAAUCCCAAGUCGGAGAUGACGAAACACUGACAUCUCAAAUUGGUGAUGAGCAAACGUCAAUCGAUGAUGAGAAACCCAAGGUCGAAAAGACUCAACCCAAGGUAAUUCAAAAACUUCAGGCUCAGGAAAUCCAAACCCAGACCCAAGAACCUGAAAUUGAGGAAAUUCAAAGCCUCCAAGCUGAAGAUGACGAAUCAACAAAAGGCAACGGGUGUUGUUUUGGAAGGUUUUGUAAAUCGGUCGGUUCCCUUUUGGAUAAAUGCAAACCAAAACAUCGGAUUCGGAAACCCAAAAAACACCAUCAAAGAAAGGGAGUUCGGACUCUGAACAAGUAUACUCAGACUGAUGAAACACCAGAAUUCCCGCGAAUGAAGAGAAUUCAGACUGAUGAGACGAGGAACCCCAAGGGAGCAAUGGUGCUCAGACUCGGGGAAGGUACGCUCGAAUUUCACGGAAACAAUCAACCCCAAGCCGAAGAAAUGCAAGAAUCCCAGGCUUAG